Molecule: messenger RNA, 3663 nt
Organism: Paramacrobiotus metropolitanus
Lineage: Eukaryota; Metazoa; Tardigrada; Eutardigrada; Parachela; Macrobiotidae
Product: isoleucine--tRNA ligase, cytoplasmic-like
Exons: 17
Coding region: 246-3542 (1098 amino acids)
Biological process (GO): isoleucyl-tRNA aminoacylation
Molecular function (GO): isoleucine-tRNA ligase activity; aminoacyl-tRNA deacylase activity; ATP binding
Source: RefSeq, a predicted model, not a curated record
CCGGUACAGUCCUUACACCUGCCGGUCGUCGAUACAUUUGUUGCUGAUUUGCAUUCAUGUUUUUUCCUGCUUCCGGUAUUUAAGCAACGGUCUGCCGUUUUUGUGGUCCACGUCUAGAUUGUCAUUUGGCAGUGACACUUUUUCAGACUCGUUCUAGUCGCUAAAAAUUUCUGCUAUAUUUCAAUUCAACAACCUUUUCCCGGGAUUUGGAAGAGUGUUGCUGGAAUAACGAAUCAGUGGGUGAAAUGGCUGCAUCGGUACCAGAAAAUAUAAGUUUUCCGCAGGAAGAGGAGAAGAUUUUGGAACUGUGGAAACAACUAAACGCCUUUGAAACGUCGCUGAAAUUAUCGGAGGGGAAGAAAAGGUUUACGUUUUACGAUGGUCCUCCGUUCGCCACAGGCUUACCGCAUUAUGGGCAUAUCCUUGCUGGAACCAUCAAGGACAUUGUGACGCGGUUUGCGCACCAAUCCGGAUUCCAUGUGGAGCGACGUUUCGGCUGGGAUUGUCACGGUUUACCCGUCGAGUACGAAAUCGAUAAGACAAUGGGCAUCAAAGGGCCCGCGGAUGUGGAGAAAAUGGGCAUUGAGGCGUACAACAACGAGUGCCGUAAAAUUGUUAUGCGCUAUGCUUCGGACUGGGAGACCAUCGUAACUCGUCUGGGAAGGUGGAUUGAUUUUCGAAAUGAUUAUAAAACAUUGUAUCCCUGGUUUAUGGAGUCUGUUUGGUGGGUUUUUAAGCAGCUGUAUGAUAAGGGACUGGUGUAUCAAGGAUGCAAAGUGAUGCCGUUUUCCACCGGAUGUAAUACGCCACUGUCAAACUUCGAAAGUGGACAAAAUUACAAGGAUGUUACCGACCCAGCUGUAAUUGUCAGUUUUCCAUUGAUUGACGAUCCGACUGUUGCAUUUAUUGCGUGGACGACGACUCCGUGGACUUUGCCGAGCAAUCUGGCGCUUUGCGUUAAUCCAUCCAAAACUUACGUGAAGAUUCAAGACAACUCCAGCAAGAAGGUCUACAUUAUGAUGGAAGCGCGUAUUCCUGCAUUAUUCAAGAAAGCCGCGGAAUAUACCAUUCUUGAAAAAUUCACUGGUGAAACUUUGAAAGGGCUCAAAUACCUACCGCUUUUUAAAUAUUUCGUGGACCGACAAGAUGUUAAAGGGUUUGUGGUACUUGCGGAUGAUUACGUGACCGAAGAAAGCGGAACCGGCGUGGUGCACCAGGCACCAUAUUUCGGAGAGGAUGAUUACCGUGUUUGCGUCGCUCAUAAUGUCAUCACACGGGAUACUCCUAUGGUGUGCCCCGUCGAUGCCACUGGGACUUUCACGGAUGAAGUUACUGAUUUCAAAGGACAGUAUGUUAAAGACGCGGAUAAAGCGAUCAUUAAAUGGCUGAAAGAAAAUGGCAGAUUAGUCCAUGCCAGUCAGUCUACGCACAGUUAUCCCUUCUGUUGGCGAUCCGAUACGCCGCUAAUCUAUAAAGCCGUACCUAGCUGGUUCGUUCGGGUUGAGGAGCACGCUCAGGCCCUGCUGGCGAAUAACGAACAGACCUAUUGGGUUCCGGCAUUUGUUAAAGAAAAACGGUUCGCCAAUUGGUUAAGAGAUGCACGUGAUUGGGCCAUUUCGCGAAAUCGGUAUUGGGGUACACCGAUACCACUGUGGAUCAGCGAAGAUGGACAAGAAAUUGUUUGUAUCGGAUCCAUUGAGGAACUAGCCAAGUUAUCCGGCGUUACAGUCAACGAUCUUCAUCGGGAUACGGUUGAUAAAAUUACAAUCCCCUCGUCACGUGCGGGAGGUGGUGUGCUGAAAAGAGUUUCUGAAGUGUUUGACUGUUGGUUUGAAAGCGGCAGCAUGCCUUAUGCGCAGGUGCAUUAUCCAUUUGAAAAUCGCGGGCAAUUCGAGGAGAGUUUUCCAGCUGAUUUCAUUGCGGAGGGGGUGGAUCAAACUCGUGGAUGGUUCUAUACGCUCUUGGUGCUUUCGACCCUUCUGUUUGAGAAGCCACCUUUCAAAAAUCUGAUUGCUAAUGGUCUCGUCCUGGCAGCUGAUGGUCAGAAAAUGAGCAAAAGCAAAAAGAAUUACCCAAAUCCAGUAGAUGUCGUUCACAAAUACGGUGCCGAUGCUUUGCGUUUGUAUCUCAUAAACUCGCCGGUAGUACGUGCGGAAAAUUUACGCUUCAAGGAGGAAGGAGUACGAGAUAUCUUGAAGGAUGUGUUUUUGCCCUGGUACAAUGCCUAUCGGUUUUUCACGCAGCAAAAGGAGCUGUAUGAAAAGGACAAUGGGAAAAAGUUUGUGUUUGACGAACGCCAACGACUGCUCUCAGAUAACAUUAUGGACCGCUGGAUAUUGUCAUUUACUCAGAGCCUGGUUCAGUAUGUUAUGGACGAGAUGCAGGCGUAUCGUCUGUAUACGGUUGUUCCUCGGUUGGUAAAAUUUGUUGAUUUAUUAACAAACUGGUACGUACGCUCCAAUCGCAAACGACUUAAGGGAGAAGAUGGACCACAAGACACACAGAAAGCUUUGGAAACCUUGUUUGACGUUUUGUUUACGAUGGUGCGAAUGAUGGCCCCGUUUACUCCUUUCCUUACUGAACUGAUGUACCAGAAUUUGAAAGGACUGGUGAAAUCUGAAAAAGAUGUUAAUGCCACCGAAAAUCAAAGCGUACACUUUCUUAUGCUGCCGGAAGUGAAGAAGGAUGUGAUUCAUACGGAAAUCGAGCGUGCUGUUUCGAGAAUGCAGGCUGUUGUAGAUCUGGGUCGGCAGGCGCGAGAGCGGCGUACACUUCCCAUAAAGUCUCCUUUGUCGGAGGUUAUCGUCAUCCAUCAGGACCCGGCGUUCCUGGAAGAUGUGAGGGCUUUGGAGUCCUACGUGACCGAAGAACUGAACGUUCGCACUCUGACUACUACAACAGAUAAGAAACAAUAUCAUGUUCAGCUACGGGCAGAGCCGGAUCACAAAACCCUUGGAGCUAAACUGAAGGGAACGUACAAAGCUGUGAUUGAGGCCGUUAAGAACUUGUCAGACGAGGAGCUGUGUGGUUAUCAAGAAAAAGGCUUUAUUGAUAUCAGCGGCACUCGCCUCGAAGGAACGGAUUUGAAAUUGAUCUAUAUGUUUGGGGGACAAGCUGCUGGCGAUGCGGCUAAAAAUUACGAAGCAUCUUCGGAUAAUGAGAUGCUGGUACUGCUUAAUGUUAACCAAAGCCAAGAACUGUUGGAUGAAGGAACGGCACGCGAGGUGGUUAACCGUAUUCAAAAGCUGCGCAAGAAAGCCGGGUUGGUCCCGACGGACGACAUUCACGUGUACUAUGAGAUUACUCCAGCUGAAUCUGAACUGAAUGGUGUGAUGAAAACCUACACCGACUACAUUGGGAAUGCUAUUAAGAAACCGUUGUUUCAUUUUCCUGCCCCUGAAGGCGAGGAGCCGUUGGUGGGAGAAAGCCAGUCGCUGAAAGGAACAACCGAGGCAUUGCUGCAUCUCAGUCUUUUUGGAGGGCCGGAUUACAAAGGCGAUGCAAAAAACCCUUUAAAGAAACUCGCCGAUGAGUUUUCUUAAAUUUGACAAAGUGCAACUAAAAAAGGUCAUUCUUUUUUAUAUUUCUUUGGGAUUUUUGUUGUGUUUUAUUAUCGCUAUGCGUGUUGUUCAGAUGAAACGUGCGUAAACUCCUCGUUCAUGG